Messenger RNA from Lachancea fermentati, 4038 nucleotides. The record is from the annotation of a GenBank genome assembly. Lineage: Eukaryota; Fungi; Ascomycota; Saccharomycetes; Saccharomycetales; Saccharomycetaceae.
AUGGAUUCGACGAAUAGACGAUGGUACCAUGAAGAUAUGGACAAUACUAAGCCAAAACUUCCCAAGCUACCGCCCCUAAUUACCACUCAGUCUCACGGGGAAGGAUUUCGUAAAGAGAAAGUCUCAAUAGGCUGGCCUCAAAUGUCACCAUCACCCAUCACACCAAUAAGUACACCUACUAGCCAGGUACGAUCGCCUCCACGAUCUCAUCCUGAACCACCUGCUCGGAGGCCGCCUCCUCCCCCAUUACCGUCUAAUGUGAACGCCAGAGGGCUAUCAACACCAACAACCUUCAGGUCACCAAACCAAUUUAAUAGCGUGAGUAGCCCAUCCUCGACUAAUUCAAGAAAUUACGCAUCAUACAGAUCACCUUUCGUCGGUGAAGAUGACCUACGGUAUGAGGUAUCGAGCGCAUCUGUUGCCAAUAACACAAGUGUUUACAAAUCACCAUUUAUAGGAGAUGCGAGCAACACUAUAAUAAAGGAUAUACGGCAUGAUUCUUCUUCUUCCAAUUUUCGCCCAGAGUCAGCAAGUACGCUGAUGAGCAACAGCUUCGCAUCAGAAUUGGGUAAUGAUAGUUUACCUAGCAUCACCUAUGUUAACAAUGAGCCAAUUGACGAUAUGACUAGAACCAUGAAGGCACUGCCUGCUUUACCUGCUCGAAAAAAUAUUAAUGUGUUGACUAAUUCACAGGCUCAUUAUGAAUCUUCAUCUCCCCUCACAGACAAGUUUUUAAGGGAAAGUGCUAAUGAAAGCGAUUUCUACAAGCCGCCUCCGCCAUUAUCGGCUAGCUUACGCACGCCCAGUGAUGGGCGAACGAUAUCUGGUAGUGUGAGUAGCUAUUACUCGAACUCGAAUUAUGCGUUCAACGAUGAAAGUGCUAGACAAAGUAGUUUUAACUCAAUUGUUGGCGGGAAGCCGCUACAACAAGUUCCCAGUAUCACGGCUCCAACACAACCAUUUAGCAUCGAUUUUUUGGACGAAAAUAAACUCUAUCAGUGCUAUAGAGUGUCGUUACUUUCGGAUAUCUAUGAAUGGCUCCUAAAGGUUUAUUUCGAGUGGUUCAAUGAAUAUGUAUUUCCGAAAAUAUCAUUUUUUCAGAUGGUGCAGUUGUUGUUAGAGUUUCAGCUACCGACAUCUUGUGAUCAAGAUGUUGUAGACUCUAAUGUUGAUAAGAUUAUUGAUUCCUUAGUGUCUCAAGGUGCAGUUCGGUUCCAGGCCGAUACAGAAAAAAACUCAAACGAUGAAAUGACAUUUAUAGUCGCAGGACUGAAUGUACAAGGCGUAUUCACUGAAUUACUAGAUUGCUAUUCUUAUGAGGGAAAACAGCUAGCUGAAGCGCAAGAUAAUGGUUGUUACUGUCCUAGAUGUCCUGCAAAAUUUAUGAAGGAAAUUCGGCCCAAUCUUAAAUUGUCAGAAAUAAUAAAUAAAUCUGUCGGGGUGUGGACCGACUACUGGAAAUUAACUGCGGAUGAGCUUUCUGAGAUAAGUCCUCGUGAAGUUAAAAGGCAGAGUUUUAUCUUUGACCUUAUUUUAUUAGAAGAGCGAUCUCUGAACCUAGCGAAUGCAGCAACAGAAAUAUAUGGGAAAAAGUUUCACGCCUCUUUGUUACCUCAAGAUCCAAACUUCUCACAGUUGGCAUUUGACCCAUUUGUGCCGUUGAUAGAAUUGCAUAAAGAAUACCUUUUGAGCCCAAUAUUUGGGAAGUUGAAGACCAGGGGAAAAUUCAUUGAUGGUGUCGGUAAAAUAUAUCUCAAGUGGUGUAAUGAAGCCCGAGAAGCUUACCUACACUAUGCAGAAUCUAUGGCCACAGUCCAUGAGAUCAUCAACUGGGAAAAGAUGCAUAAUACGAAGUUUGCUCAAUGGCUCAAGGAAAUUGAUAACUCUCCAGAAAUAACAAGAUCCAAACUUUAUCAUGAUGUUAUAUUCUUUGGUGGGUUUUUCAAAUCUCUUCAAAACAUGCCGGUGACUCUAAACUCGAUAUUAAAGUGCACUGAUCAAUCGAUGGAAGAUUACGAGUAUCUCAAAAUGGCAAUAAGUGAUAUCGAAAACCUCAACGCAGUUGUUGAUCAAGUGCAUGGAAUUGCAGUGGACCAGCGUAAAGUUGUACGAUUCUCUAGACAGCUGAUCGUUGGAAAUCGUAGCAACAGCAGUACUAUCAGUUAUGUUAAUAUAAACGAGGAUGGGAAAGGUGCAAGCGUCUCGGGCCAAGAUAAGCUUGAUUUAAAAUUAAAUGAGAAGUCGAGAAGGUUACUUAAAAGUGGAACUGUUUUCAAGAAGCGAGAGUUGUGGUUGGAAGGAUCCCCAUUGUUCAUUGUUUUACUUGAUAACUAUUUCCUUAUCACGGAAACUGUGAAUAAAGGUAAUGAAAAAAAAUAUAAACUUUCAGAGCGGCCAAUUCCAAUAGACUACCUGAGUUUGGAGACUAAAGAAAAGGAAUUUAACGCAUCACAGCUCACAACCUAUAACCUAAACGAUCUCGAAGGAUCAUCAUAUGUUAAUGAUACUAAACCUAAUGAGUCUCUGACCACGCCCGUUAGUAUGGUAAAACCUCAUUUGGUGCAUGCGGCUAAUUCGAUGCCAUUUAUUUCAAAAGGGUUACAUCAUAGCACGACGGCUUACACCCUCGAUGAAACAAGCGAAAACUGGGAUAGCACAGCUUCUUUCAAAGUAAGGAACACAGCCACAAACGAGUCUUUUACAUUUUUAACAGCUACUUUAGAUGAAAGAGAUAGCUGGGUAGCAGCUAUAGUAAUGUGUUUCAGGAAACAUAACUCUAACGAUUUACAUGUCUUUGGCCUUAAAUGCUUGACAGACAUGUUCAGCUACGAUGAAAAUCAGGCCCCUACAAACUUACCCGUUGCUCCUGAAGGAUCGGUUAUUGAUAUUGCCUUGAAGAAAUAUUAUACUGCGUAUCCAGGAUUGCAGGCCCCAUUGAAUGCGGAUGUCAGUUGUAGUGUCAAGUUUUCAUACGAAGGAAAAGCUUUCAUUCUUUGUGGAGUUAAUCAUGGAAUCUACAUGACUAUAUCUGACAAUCUCACCAGCUGGAAACGAAUACUGACAUUAAGUAAAGUGACGAGAAUGCAAAUAAACACCAAGCUGGGUCUUUUAUUUGUCCUAGCCGAUAGGAAGCUAUGCUAUUUUAACUUACCAAGCGUGUUGUGUGCGUACUAUAAUUCAUCCGAAUAUUUAGUUAACAAUCAAUUGAUUGGCAUUCUUCUGAAUGAAAAGAUUACGUUCUUCAAAGUGGCAGAUGAUUUCGGAAAUUCAAGGCAUCUAUUUUACGAAAGGAAGGGAAAAAUCACUAUCCUGACACCAGAAUUCGAUCGAUUGUCAAAAACUUUCAAGUUCUUCAAGAUUUACAAGGAAUUCAAGCUUCCUAGCAGUAGCGGAAUAGCGUCGUUAGAUGUGAAAGAUAUAAUUAUCUUCAAGAAGAGUUUUAUUGUAUGUUCUUCGAAGGGUUCCUUGUUGUUCAAUGAAUCUUUCAAUGAUGAUGGGAUGAUCUUACCCAGUUUUCUAAAUGACAGCUCAUUUACGGGACGUCAUCAUCAUUUCACUCAUUAUCCCUUUAAAUCAACUAUGGAGACCUCAUCAAAGAAAAACUCUUCGAAGCAAAAAAUGGCCGAAUACGUGAAAAUUGAUCUCGUUAACAACAAGACAGCCCCCAUAUGCUGUUUUCAAAUUAGCAGUGAUGAUUUUAUCAUAGUGUAUGAUGAAGCUGUCAUAAAAAUCAAUCGACAAGGUGAAAUUCCCGAUUGGAAAACAGACAUUCUUGUUUUGGAUUUUUACUGCACAGGUGCUACCUUGAAUAACGAGUUCUUGAUACUGGUUGGUGAUAAUCUAAUUCAAAUCUACGAUUUUAACUAUUUGGGCAACAUCGUGAACAAUAAACUCAGCAAAUUGGCGCCGAUUCAAAUUAUUAAAGGUAAAAAAGUAAAACUCAUCAACUCACAGAUCAACGAAGAUGCAGUGAUCGUGUUAAGUCACCCCAAUAUCGCAGGGAGGCAACUAGUGUUGGAGUUUUAUCAGGAUAAAUAA